Messenger RNA from Drosophila sulfurigaster albostrigata, 2941 nucleotides. It is a transcript of the gene Picot, whose product is annotated as putative inorganic phosphate cotransporter. The coding region runs from base 893 to 2434 and encodes 513 amino acids. Gene Ontology annotation, cellular component: membrane. The transcript has 6 exons. Gene Ontology annotation, biological process: phosphate ion transmembrane transport; monoatomic anion transport. The record is from RefSeq and is a predicted model, not a curated record. Lineage: Eukaryota; Metazoa; Arthropoda; Insecta; Diptera; Drosophilidae.
UUCUCUGCCACUAAAGACGACGACGACAGCGACGACGAAGACGGAGCAGCAGCAGCAGCGACAGCAACAUCAACUCCCUGGCAAAUAAGAAAGUUACAGUGUGCGCGUGGUGAAAAUUGAUCGCGAACAAAAGAAGUGCUUACAAAUUGGAAAAUCUAGCUCAUUAUCGUGUCUGGCCCCCGUCAACUGGAUCGGCCGAGCGGUAAAACGGCAGCACGACAGCAGCAAGCAGCAAACCGGCAAACCGGCAAAGGCAAAGCAAAGGCGGCGGAACGUGCAAAACCCCUGACGUGCAAUCCGAGGCGGAGAAUCGGAAGCGAGACGCUUGCGCAGAUCUGCCGAGAUCAAGUCAACAACUCAAUCCAAUAAACUAAACACAACUAAAUAAAUCGUGUAAAUAACAACUCAGCAACUCAGCAAACGCAGCAGCAGCAGCAGCUCAGCGCCUCAGCUCUCAGCUUCUCAGUUCAAGUUGCAGCUUAUUUAAAGGCAACGCGUCUUGCUGUUAAUCGUUCAGAACACUUUAAGCUGCCCAGCGUGUAGCAACGCGAGUGAUCACAAUACACAAAACCGCAAAAGUUAAAAUUAAACAAUAACAGCCGAAUAAUAAUAAAAGUGAUUGUCGAAAAUGUGUUAAAACCGCCAAGCGACGUGCUUGCCCUCUGUUCAAAAGAAUUUCGUAUUCUUACAUUUAUUUUUAUUUCGAUUCGUCACACGAACCUUGCAAAAUCCUCGCCCCGCUUUUGACUGCUUCUUAUGCAAUUCACCCUGUUGUUGUAAUCGCAAACAACACUCAGUCAGAGCCAACGCGUGUAAUCUAUAAAGAUUACAACUUAAAACCUAUAACCGUAAAUUAUUAACCUAAUAUAACCAAAAAACCAAUACAAACAAAAUGUCAGCAUCUAAGGAAGCGAUUUGCUCCACUUCCGAAAAGGAGCCUGAGAAGCCACAAUUAGGCUGGGCAACCACCCGCUACUUUGUCACGUUCAUGCUCUUUUUGGGCAUGGCCAAUGCCUAUGUGAUGCGCACCAACAUGUCGGUGGCAAUUGUGGCCAUGGUCAACCAUACGGCAAUUCAAACGGAGGAGAUAUUGGACGACGAGUGCGGUGAUCGAGAGCUGGAAGUUGACAAUGGCGAAGACGGAGAGUUUGCUUGGAACUCCAGUCUGCAAGGCUACAUUCUCUCGUCCUUCUUCUAUGGCUAUGUGAUCACCCAGAUUCCAUUCGGCAUAUUGGCCAAGAAAUACGGUGCCAUGCGUUUCCUGGGCUGGGGUAUGCUCAUCAACUCGGUCUUUGCCUUCCUGGUGCCCAUCGCAGCCCGCGAGGGUGGCGUCUACGGUCUGUGUGCCAUCCGUUUCAUUCAGGGACUUGGCGAGGGACCCAUUGUGCCCUGCACCCAUGCGCUGCUAGCCAAAUGGAUUCCGCCCAAUGAACGUUCACGUAUGGGUGCCGCCGUCUAUGCUGGAGCACAGUUUGGCACCAUCAUCUCUAUGCCGCUCUCCGGACUGCUGGCUGAAUAUGGUUUCUCCGGUGGUUGGCCAUCGAUCUUCUAUGUGUUUGGCAUUGUCGGAACACUGUGGUCGAUUGCCUUUCUCAUUCUGGUCUUUGAGGAUCCCUCGGUGCAUCCUCGCAUUGAUGAGCGUGAGAAGCGUUACAUUAACGACGCGCUCUGGGGCACUGAUGUUGUCAAGAGCCCUCCAAUUCCUUUCAAGUCCAUCUUGAAAUCGCUGCCCUUCUAUGCCAUUCUGUUCGCUCACAUGGGUCACAACUAUGGCUAUGAGACACUGAUGACAGAGUUGCCCACUUACAUGAAGCAGGUGCUGCGCUUCUCCCUCAAGUCCAACGGUCUGCUCAGCUCACUGCCUUACCUGGCGAUGUGGUUGUUCUCCAUGUUCAUUUCGGUGGUGGCCGAUUGGAUGAUUACCUCGAAGCGUUUCUCACUGACAGCCACCAGGAAGAUCAUCAACAGUAUUGGCCAGUAUGGUCCUGGCCUGGCUCUCAUUGCCGCCUCCUACACCGGCUGUGAUCGUGCCUUGACCUUGGCUAUUCUCACCAUUGGCGUCGGCCUCAAUGGUGGCAUCUACUCGGGCUUCAAGAUCAAUCACUUGGAUCUGACUCCUCGUUUUGCUGGCUUCCUUAUGGCCAUCACAAACUGCUUGGCGAAUUUGGCUGGUCUGCUUGCUCCCAUCGCCGCGGGCAAUUUGAUCAACGAUAACCCUUCGAUGGGUCAGUGGCAGAUUGUGUUCUUCAUUGCCGCAUUUGUGUAUAUCAUUUGCGGCACAUUCUACAACAUCUUCGGCUCUGGAGAGCGCCAGUUCUGGGACAAUCCCGAGAACGACGAGCAGAAGCCAAGUCUGGGGAGCAACACACCUGCAAGUCUGAGCAAUGGCAGUUCACCUCCGUUGGCCAUUACCGCCAGCGAGUCAAGGCAGUAACACUUCCGCUUGCUGUUAUUAUUAACCAUAACUACGUAAUACUACUACUACAAUACACAAGAUAGUUUAAGUUAUUAUUUUAGUUUAUUAUAAGUUAAGCCAAAAGUUGUUAUUAGUGCCUCCGAAAGAAAACCCGACCAAUCCAAAUCAAGAAUAAAAGACAAUAAUCAUAGAUAAAUCGUUGUGCAAGUCCGGUACACUGACGACCUCCAUUGUUUUCCCUGUAAGCAAGAGCACAAAUUAAGAGUCAGAUUUCGCAAAAACAUUGUCAAACACUUCUAGUAAGAAAGAAAAAUGAGAUAUAAUCAAGUAUCUACCAUUUAAAAUGUGUAGUUUCCUAUUGUGAUAGCCAAGAGUUUAGUUUUCUUUGUAGUUUAUCAAUACAAUUGAAAUCAAUUAGAAGUAACUCUGUAUAAAACGAACCAUGAUUGAAUGCAAACAAUUUAAAAUUGAACUCAAAAGACACAAAAAAGUUUGCAAAUAAAAAUUAUACCUGCUAAAUGCCAA